Molecule: messenger RNA, 1347 nt
Organism: Candidozyma duobushaemuli
Lineage: Eukaryota; Fungi; Ascomycota; Pichiomycetes; Serinales; Metschnikowiaceae
Gene: TUB1
Product: alpha-tubulin
Exons: 2
Coding region: 1-1347 (448 amino acids)
Biological process (GO): microtubule cytoskeleton organization; nuclear division; mitotic cell cycle
Cellular component (GO): spindle; nucleus; microtubule
Molecular function (GO): GTP binding; structural constituent of cytoskeleton
Source: RefSeq, a predicted model, not a curated record
AUGAGAGAGGUCAUCAGUAUUAACGUCGGCCAGGCCGGUUGCCAGAUCGGUAACGCGUGUUGGGAAUUGUACUCCCAGGAACAUGGAAUCAGACCAGACGGGUACCUUCAAGAAGGAUUGGACAGACCCAAGGGUGGCGAAGAAGGUUUUUCUACUUUUUUCUCGGAAACCGGCUCGGGCAAGUACGUGCCCAGAGCUUUGUACGUGGACUUGGAACCUAAUGUGAUUGACGAGGUCCGUACCGGUGCCUACAAGGACUUGUUCCACCCAGAGCAGUUGAUUGCUGGUAAGGAGGACGCUGCCAACAACUACGCCCGUGGUCACUACACCGUCGGUAGAGAGAUCUUGGACGACGUGUUGGACAGAGUCAGAAGAAUGUCCGACCAGUGCGAGGGCUUGCAGGGAUUCCUCUUCACCCACUCCUUGGGCGGUGGUACCGGUUCCGGUUUGGGCUCUUUGCUCUUGGAGCAGUUGUCCAUUGACUACGGUAAGAAGUCCAAGUUGGAGUUCGCCGUGUACCCAGCUCCCCAGGUGUCCACCUCCGUCGUCGAGCCAUACAACACCGUCUUGACCACCCACACCACCUUGGAGCACGCUGACUGUACCUUCAUGGUUGACAACGAGGCCAUCUACGACAUGUGCCGCCGUAACUUGGGCAUCUCCAGACCCAACUUCAACUCCUUGAACUCCUUGAUCGCGCAGGUGGUCUCCUCCGUGACCGCCUCCUUGAGAUUCGAUGGCUCCUUGAACGUCGACUUGAACGAGUUCCAGACGAACUUGGUGCCUUACCCAAGAAUCCACUUCCCCUUGGUCUCCUACGCCCCUGUCUUCUCCAAGACCAGAGCCAACCACGAGUCCAACUCCGUGUCUGAGAUCACUGCCUCCUGUUUCGAGCCAGGUAACCAGUUGGUCAAGUGCGACCCUCGUGUCGGUAAGUACAUGGCCACCUGUUUGUUGUACAGAGGUGACGUUGUCACCAGAGACGUCCAGAACUCUGUUGCCCAGAUCAAGGCCAAGAAGACCGUCCAGUUGGUUGACUGGUGCCCUACCGGUUUCAAGAUUGGUAUCUGCUACCAGCCACCUACCGCUAUUGAAGGUUCCGAUUUGGCCUCUGCCAAGAGAGCCGUGUGUAUGUUGUCCAACACCACCGCCAUUGCCGAGGCUUGGAAGAGAAUCGACAAGAAGUUCGACCUCAUGUACUCCAAGAGAGCCUUCGUGCACUGGUACGUUGGUGAAGGUAUGGAGGAAGGUGAGUUCACCGAGGCCAGAGAGGACUUGGCUGCUUUGGAGAGAGAUUACGAGGAGGUUGGCACCGACUCUUUCCCAGAGGAAGAGGAGGAGUACUAA